Messenger RNA from Didymodactylos carnosus, 1167 nucleotides. Lineage: Eukaryota; Metazoa; Rotifera; Eurotatoria; Philodinida; Philodinidae. The record is from the annotation of a GenBank genome assembly.
AUGAAUUUAAAUAAAAAAUCUCUAAUUAUAAACCAAUGGUUGCCAAAACACUUUGUUCAACAAGGUGAACGUUUACAAUAUUUAUGUGAAACGGAUAAUAACAAGAAAUUAAUCGAUCAAAGUUUUGAAUUGAUAAUAUGGAUUAUUCAUCGUUACGAUGGCACAGAUGAAAUCAUAAAUCAAACCGAAUUAAUUAUCGAAUCAUUUAAUAUUAAUCAUGAAGGUAUUUAUAUUUGUCAAGUACGAAAGGAAAAUAAAAUUGUUGAUGAAAAGUAUUUUAUUUUAACAAAUGAUCCAACAGAGUUAAUUAAUCUUGAAUUUGAAGGUUAUGGUCAAACAUUAACAGGUUACAAUUUUAAUGGUCCACUAUGCGGUCCAGAUCGUACAAUUCAGUACAAAAAAGCAGACAUUGAAAGUUUUCAUAUUCAGUUUGUACAACAUUAUGAACGUAUUGUACAAAAAACACGACGAUUACAAAUACAUGAUGUAGGACAUGAGAACGAAGGACAUUACGAGUGUGUCGUUCGAUUAAAAAAUGAUCUCAUUGGUAUAAGAGUUUUUUUUCUCACUGUUGGUGGUGGGCCACGUCGAGUUCCAAUGCGUGAAACACAUUUCUAUGCCGACGUUGGUGAUCAGACAACGUUAUUGUGUCCAAUCUAUACCGAUACAUUGUCACAAUUUGCAUUUACUGUACCCAAUGAACAAUCACUUGAAAACGAUAAUUAUUCACCUCAGAUUGGUCAGGAUUAUUUACGUAUUCAAUAUACAAAUCAAUCCAAUAAUGGUGUCUACAUUUGUGAUGUAAAUACUAUGGAAGGGAGACCUGUUUCAUUACAGCAAAACAUUGAAUUAGAAGUAUUCGAUGCACCCUACUAUAUUGAACCUUUGCAAACCGAAUACAUUGUUUUACAAGUUGAGAAAAAUAUUGUCAAUAUUGUGAAAUGUUCAAUUGGAGGUAACCCAAAUCCAACUUUUAUCUGGUAUGAUGGUAUUAUUGUUAAUCAACCAGAUUCUAGAAAACCAUUAGCAUUCACGAAUGAAUAUCAAUAUAUACCAAAUGAAAUGUAUACACGAAACAAUCGUACAGUUACAUGCAUUGCUACAAACAAUCGUGGAAGUAAAAAACAAAUAUUCAUACUACAGUACAUAAAGAAUGAAAGGGAUUGA